Messenger RNA from Purpureocillium takamizusanense, 2980 nucleotides. RefSeq lists its product as uncharacterized. The record is from RefSeq and is a predicted model, not a curated record. Gene Ontology annotation, molecular function: zinc ion binding; DNA-binding transcription factor activity, RNA polymerase II-specific; DNA binding. The transcript is spliced from 5 exons. Lineage: Eukaryota; Fungi; Ascomycota; Sordariomycetes; Hypocreales; Ophiocordycipitaceae. Bases 581 to 2800 code for a protein of 739 amino acids. Gene Ontology annotation, biological process: regulation of DNA-templated transcription; DNA-templated transcription.
UACCAAGCUCCCACGGCAGCGGCGCGGGCUCGAGCAAUCGCCCUCAACAAACGUGUCCAACUUAACAACCCGCUUUCUUUUGCCGGCUCCAUGGACUCCGACGACACCGUCAAUCGUCUCCUUUCGAGCUGUUGUCUCAUCUCGUUGCGAGCGCCCGGGUGACGAUCAAGUUGCCGCCGUGAGCCGGGGGUAUACGGCUGUGUACCAAAAACGUGUAAGUGAGUGGAAGCGCGUCCCGUCGUCGUCGCAUCCCACAUGGUCCGCGCCCGCGCCCGCGCCGCCGCACCCGCGCCGCCCACCGGCAUCACCCACGCCCGCGCCCGCGAUGCCCGCGCUUCCGCUGCAGCCGGUGCCGUGAUGCCGUGGCGGCCGGCCUGCUAGCUCGUCUUCAGCCCGGCAGUUGUGUGCAGCGACAAGACAACAAUGCAGCGGUGGUGGUUGGCAGCGGCGGCGGCCCCCACGGCGCGUUGUCGUCGGCCCUCCCGCAACUGUCUCACACCGACUCUCACAGGCCAACAACCGCUUACACGAUGAUGCAGGACGCCAGGGUACUUUUCGCACGGCGACACGAUUCGCGGCCAUGAUGUCGCACGCCCCCGCGCCGGCAGACCGGCACGUCUGCGACUGCGGCAAGAGCUUCCUCCGCAAAGAACAUCUCCGCCGCCAUCAAGCAACCCACAGCGGCCCGGCCUUUAGCUGCCUUGUGUGUGGCCGCUCGUUUAGCCGGAGCGACCUACUGCGCCGUCAUGCCGCCAUCCACGGCAACGCUGCCGCCGUCCCGGAUUCACGCAGGGGACGGGCUUGCGACACAUGCCACGCCAACAAGACGAGGUGCGACGGCGGCAAGCAGUGCUCCUUGUGCGCAAAAAGGGGCGUCGAGUGCACCUACGGACGCAGGGAGGCUAUCUCGCCGUCGCAGCCGCCACGCACCGCAUCCGGCUCGCACUCGCCCGUAGACGGCGCGGCCGGGCUCACGUCCGCCUCCGCAUCGACGCCCGCGACCGUCUCCCCGCCGUCUGCCACGUCCGACCCCGUGGUGCCACCGAGCGCCGCCCUGAGCCUCGGACCACCCAAGGUCGCCCAAAGCAAUGGCUCCCAUCACGACGGCUUCACCACCAGAUCUGCCCUCCAGGCCAUCCUGAGGGCCGCGGCGGCGCACUGCUCCGUCACGGCCCCGGCCCAGUUGUCGCCGCCGCUGACCGUCCCCGGGUCUUGGCUCACUGCAUGCACCCAGUCGUACCUCAGCACCUUUCACAACCGGUGGCCGAUUGUGCACGCUCCCUCGUUUGACCACGAGACCGACUCAGUCCUGCUGGUUGCGUCCGUCGUCAUGGUCAACUCGUGGCUCCACUACGACCGCGGUCUUAAGGAGCUGACGAUGCAGAUUCACGACGUUCUCGUCAACAAGUCCUUCAAGGAUCUGUCCCACGACACGUACGACCCAAGCAGCCCCUGGCCGUUGGAAACGUAUCAAGUCGCCCUCCUUAACAUCAUCUUUGCUUUUGAGACUGGGCGAGAGGCAUGCAUCAAGCGGGCGCGCCGCCUGCUCAGUCUCCUCGUCGCAGCGCUGCGGCAAAACAACUGCUUCUGUUCCGAAGCGCAGGACCGCGAGAGGAACACGCAUUUUCCCGGCCCAUUUGUCCCCUGGGUGUUUACGACCAUGGAGCGCUGGAAAAGGUUCGCCUUCACCACGCUCCAGAUUGACGUCUUUCUCUCCCUCUUUUGCAACCAGCCGCCCUUGCUGCGGCGCGAGGAGCUCGACCUGGGGCUGACGUCGACGUUUGCCAUGUGGAACUCGUACGGGCUGCACAUUUUCUUCCCGCGGCAUGAGAACGAGCCAUGGGCACGAGACGCCUACAAGAUGUCCUCGCUAGACGUUGGGUCUCGGCAGCAGUCGCCACAGGGCGUCCUCAUCGAGGACGUGCAGCUGUGCCUUUUGGGGACUUGGAGUGACAUUUGGCUGCUUCAGAAGCAGCGCCGGAAUCGCAGCGAGGCGGUUGCGGCAAAGUUGACGGUCAUAUCGCGCCAGCUCGGAGUCUACAAGCGCCAGCUCGACGCCAUAGAGGACGCCGUGGACCGGCCGGAGCUGCACGUGCAAUAUGCCGAGUUUCUUUUCAGGGCAUACUCGGGCAAGGGCCUGCCGUCAGAGCCCAAGUGGCGGGAGCGGGUUCUCGGGCGCAUCCGCGCGACCCUGUCGAGGGCGAGGAUGCUGCAUCGCCUCCUCGGGAUGCACCUGUACGCGGACCUGCCGGCGGUCCGCGAGAUUGCGCGCAUGUCGCCUUCGCUCAUGUCGGAGCCUGACACGAGCGCCGCCAGCGCGGCGACGCCCAUGUGGCAGCGCAAGGCCCUGCAGAUCCAGGAAUGGGCCAUCUCUCCCGAUAGCCGCGCCGCCGUCCUGCAGGCCAUGUACGUGUCGCGGACAUACCGGGAGAGCGGCGGCGGCGCCGCGACGCAACAGACCUCGCAGCUCGCCGACCCGCUUGCGUACAUGGCGCUCUCGGCCGCGGCGGCCGUGUUCUGGGCGUGGAGCGUCCACACGGUCGACGCGUGCACGUGCGCGCCGGACCUGCCCGUCGACAUCGGCGCCGGACGGCUGGCGGCCGACGCGAGCAGCCCUGAGCUGGACAAAUGGGUCCGGCACGGCGUGGGCAGCAUCGCGCUCCACGGCAUGCCCGUGUGCAAGUGCAGCGCGGCCGCGUGGCUGACGCACUUUGCCGAGGCGCUGGCCAGGGGCGGCGAGCGGUGGGAGAUGGGCAGCAUCUGCGCAAACGUGUGCCUGUCCAAGCUCGCCUUCUCCUGAGGCCGCGUGGAUGGAGACGGAUGUUUGUAUUUGUCGCCUCCAGGGUCACGAGCACCGGGGCGGAGCGCUUUCGGGACCACGGCCACGGCCCCCCACACGCACGACCGCCUGUAUGAUAGACACGUCGUUACGCAUUCUAUGUACACAUUAACAAGAGACGAGGAUAUUCUCACGAUGUCG